UAGGAUAGCCAGGCAGCAGGGAAGCACAAACACAUCAUAUUGGAUUCAGAUGUGGAAAAUGAGGCUGAAGUGGGUGAGAGGUUGAAAAAAGAUGGAAGUUUGGGAAAUAUGCAUGGAGAAGAUAAAUCUGCUCCCAAAGCUUCAGGCAAACUGUUUGACAGCAGUGAGGACGAGCAGGACGAUACGGACGACGAGCGAUUCAAAAUUAAGGCCCAGUUUGAAGGCAAGGCUGGGGAAAAACUCCUGAAGCUGCAAUCCCGAUUUGGCACCGACGAAAGAUUCCGCAUGGACGCUCGAUUCCUGGAGAGUGACAGUGAGGAGGAAGCAGAGACAAAGAGCUUGAAGGCAGAUGAGGAAGAGGAGCUUGCUGCAGAGAAAAAGAAAAAUCUGCAACUACUGGGAAGCCUCUUGAACAUCAACCUGGAACAGCCUAAGCCAAAUAAAACAGCCACAAGUGCCAAGAAAUUCAAAGAUAUUAAUGCCCUCCGUUAUGAUCCCACAAGAGAGGACCAUGCAGUUUUUGAAAGGAAGCCAAGUGCUGCAGAAAAGGAGAGGUAAUAUUGCAGCUUGGUAGCUAUAGUUGUGA
Molecule: messenger RNA, 586 nt
Organism: Neopelma chrysocephalum (saffron-crested tyrant-manakin)
Lineage: Eukaryota; Metazoa; Chordata; Aves; Passeriformes; Pipridae
Product: nucleolar protein 8-like
Exons: 5
Coding region: 109-558 (149 amino acids)
Molecular function (GO): RNA binding
Source: RefSeq, a predicted model, not a curated record